AUGUUCAAACGGUUAUUUAAAAAAAAAAAGAAGGAGGAUGAUGCUAUUGGUGCCUCAUCUUCUAGAAGAAAGAUUGAUCCGCCUCCUGUCAGCUGGAAGCAUUCAUGGCCACAAACCGACACACGAAAUGCAUUAGCUAGAUCUCCGUUCAAUCGUAUUCCUACUGAGAUUCUCUUACGCAUAUUUCAAUUACUUUCCGUUCCUGACCUAUGCAACGUAUCACUCGUUUGUCGAUUGUUCAAAAUGGUUGCGGAUCAAGAUGAUAUUUGGAAAUUAAAGUGCAAUACUUCAACGAAGUUAUAUUCAAAAUCGUUCAAACAAACUUACAUGGAUUGGAUGUACGAGAAAUAUUUGCGAAGUGAAGAACUAAAGCGAAACUUAGCGAAUAGGAAGUAUUUUGGGCGACUAGGAUGUGUCAUGUGUUCACCUCCAAGCUAUCCGGUUCGACCAAUAGCCGCACAUCCACUUGAAUCUGUUGGUGGUUUUAGCCAACACCCAAAUUCUUCAGCAGAUAUGUAA
Messenger RNA from Rotaria socialis, 519 nucleotides. Lineage: Eukaryota; Metazoa; Rotifera; Eurotatoria; Philodinida; Philodinidae. The record is from the annotation of a GenBank genome assembly.